AUGGCAUACGAUCGAUACGUCGCCAUCUGCAAACCACUGCACUAUGAGACUAUAAUGAACAGGAGAGCUUGUGUCCAAAUGGCAGCCAGUGCCUGGAUCAGUGUAAUUCUCUAUUCUUCAUUGCACACCGGGAACACCUUUGCAAUAACCUUCUGUGGAGGCAACAUGGUGGAUCAGUUCUUCUGUGAAAUCCCCCAGCUACUCAAGCUCGCCUGCUCUAACUCGUACCUCAGUGAAGUUGGGGUUAUUGUAUUUGGUGUGUGUUUAACCCUAAGUUGCUUUGUUUUUAUAAUUGUGACAUAUGUUCAGAUCUUGAUCACAGUGUUGAGAAUCCCCUCUAAACAGGGCCGACAUAAAGCCUUCUCCACCUGCCUUCCUCACUUCAUUGUAAUUUUCAUGUUUCUUUCCACUGCUACCUUUGCCUACAUGAAACCCAUCUCCAGCUCUCCAUCAGGUCUGGACCUUGUGGUGGCUGUUCUCUAUUCCGUGCUGCCGUCAGUGAUGAAUCCGAUCAUCUACAGCAUAAGGAACAAGGAACAUGCUAAUUCAUAG
Malaclemys terrapin pileata is the source of this 552-nucleotide messenger RNA. Its product is annotated as olfactory receptor 14A16-like. Bases 1 to 552 code for a protein of 183 amino acids. NCBI's taxonomy places the organism in Eukaryota, Metazoa, Chordata, Testudines, Emydidae. Gene Ontology annotation, cellular component: membrane. The transcript has a single exon. Gene Ontology annotation, biological process: G protein-coupled receptor signaling pathway. The record is from RefSeq and is a predicted model, not a curated record. Gene Ontology annotation, molecular function: olfactory receptor activity.